Messenger RNA from Acanthaster planci (crown-of-thorns starfish), 2108 nucleotides. RefSeq lists its product as uncharacterized. Lineage: Eukaryota; Metazoa; Echinodermata; Asteroidea; Valvatida; Acanthasteridae. Gene Ontology annotation, cellular component: nucleus. The record is from RefSeq and is a predicted model, not a curated record. Gene Ontology annotation, biological process: regulation of transcription by RNA polymerase II; cell differentiation. Gene Ontology annotation, molecular function: DNA-binding transcription factor activity, RNA polymerase II-specific; RNA polymerase II cis-regulatory region sequence-specific DNA binding.
UGUAGCUGGCUCAGGGGUGCAUUGUUUAACGGAGGUGCAGUUGCUUAACGACACGCAGCCAAUGAGCGGCCGCGUCCCUGCUUAAUUGCACCGAUCACCCUCCCCCCUGCGAUCGCUAACUUAACUCUCACCGGGCUGUCACUCUCACUCAGGGCCCGUCAAUUUGUUCAAUGAUUAGCUUCAAACAGACCCGGAGUAGUCAGUAAAUGGACCACGCGUGAAAGCCGUAGGAAUUGCGACGGUGGUCUCAUUACCCCAAGAGGCAACGAGUUGUCUGCAGCGGCAGGAUCGGGGAGGAUCUCUCGUUGAGGUGGUUCAGUUUAUCCUUAGAUACCGAGCCUGAAACAUCAGCAACCGCAAUUUUAUACCGCUGUCACUUUGCAAUCAUCUGGGACCCUCCCUCGGGACGAGUUGUGCGCACACACCGUACCGUGAAGACUAAGAUACCGGGCCGUCAUCAGCGCUGCCAGAAAGAGCCGAACACCAUGGUCGGCUCGACAGCCUCCCGUGUCAACGGCUCGCUUACGCCCUUCACCAUCCUGGACAUUCUCGGUCGGCGGAGCAGUGACAACAGCCAGACGUCGGCCGUCGAUUCGCCGGAGGACAAGCUGCCGGUGCCGAAGUUGCGUGAAAGGCGAGCGACGUCGGCAGAGAGGUCUGAGGGCCUCCGGAUGAGGACUGUCCCCGUGCCCGAGCGGCUGGACGCGCUGUACCCUGCGUCGACGGUGCGGCAAGCGGAACAGAUGUCCCGGGAGCAUCUUGCUCAUCAGCGUCGUCCACAUCAUCAACAGCAGCUUCAAAUUCCAAGGGAGGAGUUGGCACGAUGCCGAUACACGGACAGGGUAUUCAUUGAAAGAGAGGAAGGGUUAGAGCAUGACCCAGUUCUUUUCUCCCGCCAUCAUCGACACCUUGCAGAAAAGUCUUCGAGAGGGGAAGAAAAUCAGCGACCGGAAUCACGUCUAGUUGAGACAGACGAUCGAGUGAUAGCUGAAAAAUUGGAGGAAGAGGACGAGAAAUCUCACCAGUCGCCCGCCCCGGCGUCGUCAGCGGGCUCGCAGAAGGAGGGACGUAAGAAGCGCUCGCGGGCCGCCUUCUCCCACGCGCAGGUCUUCGAGCUGGAGCGGCGCUUCGGCCACCAGCGCUACCUGUCUGGCCCCGAGCGGGCCGACCUGGCCGCUGCCCUCAAGCUCACCGAGCAGCAGGUCAAGAUCUGGUUCCAGAACCGGCGCUACAAGACCAAGAGGAAGCAGAUGGCGGCCGACAUGAUGUCCUCCCUGCCCGCCAAGAAGGUGGCCGUCAAGGUGCUGUUCAGAGACCCCCACGGUCAGCCGCCGCUCUACCCGGAGAGCUCUUUGCCCCUGCCGACGUCUCCCGUCACAUACCACGGACUUCUUGGCCAAUUCGGCUGCCACGCGUACCCUCCUAUGUGCAGCCACUCGCAUUACCCGUUAAAUGGCCUUUUGUUUGGCCAGUAAGCUAAAAGUGGCUUUGUAACUGUGUGGUCGUCAACUUUGCCUGUGACUGUUUGGCCGUCAAGUCGGCCUGUAACAAAAAUUCGCCAUUAAAAAUGGAUCAAAUAUGGGGCAUAUUAUGAACUGGGCUUCGAUGAUUCUACUGUAUAUAAUCCAAAAUGACAUGUAUUUGACCAUUUUCCCGCCGAUGUAACUUAAAUAUACGUAAGGAAACAAAGACACUCGUUUAACAUUUUGAAAAUUUGGACCCAUCAUUUCGUCACUAUUCCAAAGAGGCUUGGUAAUUUUUCGUUUUUCUUAUCAACUACGCAUUUAUUUCACAGAAAGUGCGAAAGCUCUUUCAAAGGAAUUCUAACUGCGUUUAAUGUUUUACUUAAUGGAAUUAUUGGAAUUGUGUUCGAAUUCUGUCUGCAUUUUUUUCAGGUAUUGUUGUGUUUCGAUAACCGAAACAUCCUUUAAUCGUUGAAGGUCUCCAAGUACUUUGUUUGGAGAAACAGUCGGACUCCAAAAGAAAAUUUACACAAACUACCAAAUAAUUCGACGAAUUAUAUUAUAGUCGUGGUCACUGAUAGUACUGUAAAGAUUGUAAAUUGAUAUAUCGAUAUUGUCAUGUAUGAAUAAAGUCUGUGAACCGUA